AUGACUUCAACUACGGUGCUUACCUAUGGUGAGCUCUUUGCUCUCAAAACUUCCGGGACGAAAUAUGUGGAGCAUACAGUCACGGAGGUUCUGUCAGAGUCUGAAGAUGGAAGCUCCGAAUGCUCGACCAUCGCAGACCACCUCGCCGAUAAGGUGAUGGAUGUUAUGGAGUCCUACUUCUGGCGGGCCGAGGAUGACGCAGGUCGUGGACACUCGUACUGGCCGGGACGGGAGCGCUUCAAGGGACAUGCUUUGCAUUGGAUUGAACAGAAUGAGCCAGUCCGUAUGGCUUUGCCUGCAUUUCCUUUCAAAUCGACGAACCUAGACAAGGUUCUUGGCGCACUGCCCGAUUAUGCUGAAUAUCUCGGUCUUGCCCGAAUGAAUCAAAUAUGUCUGGAUGUGCAAGAGGUGUACAGUCCAGGGGCUGAGAUUGCCAUUGCCACCGAUGGCGUGGUAUUCAAUGACCUCCUCAUGAUUAGCGAUGAAGAUGUGUGGAACUAUGGUCAAGCCAUUCGAAAAAUGGUCAAGGACCAUCAUUUUGAUCGAAACCUGAAAGUUUUUCAUGCGAUGCAGAUCCUAGGAAUGAUCGACCCGUCAACAACAAGCACCGAUCUCACCGAAGAGGUAUUCUACCAAACUAUCGAUUCUUCCCGCGACAUGAUCAAGGACCGAUACUGUCAACCACUGGAGGUGACAAAAAAGCUUGUUGACGAAGACAUCGAUUCACGUCUAACUUAUAAUGGAAUGAAGACCUUUGUCAAAAUUGACUUGAAGAAUACCUCUGUUUCCAGGAAUGCAGCAAGUAAAAAGGACUACCUCGAAGAGAUGUCCACCUUGGCUCUCAUUAUGAUGGGUCGUUCCGAAGGCUUUGGGCAUCUCAUCCGUGCCGCGAUGCCACACCAUAUUAGGCUUUCUAUUCAUCCUUCAUACGGGACAGCAAAGUUAUCUAUCUGUCUUGUACCGCAGCUGCCAGGUUUCACUGCCCGGGCACCUUGGAUGAGCUGUAUUGCUACCGACACAGAUGGAGCACACCAAACAGCCCAUGCUAAGGAUGUUCGAAUCACCCAUAAACUAAUCUAUGAGAAUGGAAUGCCGUGGAAGUAUGUUGAGCGAGAAACUCUUCCAUUACCAGAGAACAUCUUGUCGCGAAACGCAAUGUUUGAGGAUCUAUGGCAACGGCAUUUGAAGACUUUAGAGAGCAAGCCUCGCGAAGAAAUCAAAAUCAUCAUUGAUAUUGGUAACGGGUCGGCUUUGAUUACAACAGCAACUUCUUGGGAGUCGACUCCUUCGACAUUGCUACCGCAUCUUGCAGAGGAGACUCGCGACAAGGUUUUAAUUGCAAAGGUAAAUCACGAACAGUAUUGGGAUCUAACUCGAGCGCUGGAAAAAGAUUGCACUAUUGAAUUUUUAACAUUCGACCACCCAAAGGCCCAGCAAGCGUUUUGGCGAUCAUCUGCUAGCUGUUUAGCUGAACUUUGUGAGCAAGAAUACCAGUGUAUUCUGGCCGACUGUACAACUACCAACCAGGGACUUUUUUGCGACAUGAGAUUUCCUGCUGAACGCGCUAUAACCGAGGCUGAUCGGGAGUUGUUGAACAAGAGAGUGGUGCAGCUGUCGCAAACGUCCCGAGGCUUUGACCGCUUGGAGGUUUCGAAAGAGACUCUAGAGAAGAUGUUUUCCUUCAACAAAUAUAAAAUGCAUACUAUAAGCAGUAUGGCCGAGGGACAGAUGGCUACAAUUUAUCGCGGCGGAACUUUCGUGGACAUCUCUGAUGGCCCACAUAUCCCAAAUACCACAAUGAUCAAGGCUUUCAAAGUGUUCAAGGGUUCAUCGGCAUAUUUCCUGGGUGAUCAAACUCAAGAUUCACUCCAGCGCAUACGGGCCAUCGCAUUCCCAGAAAAGCAACUCAUGCAAGAGCACCUCAAAGGCUUAGCGCAGGCACAAAGCGAGAGCCAUAUCAGAAUUGGACAGGAACAGGGUCUUUUUACAUCUCACGAGCUCUCCCCCGGAUCUCCAUUCCUUCUUCCGCGAGGUACGCGGAUCUUCAAUGCGUUGCAGAAGCUUCUGAGAAAGGAAUACCACCAGCGAGGAUAUAGCGAGGUUCAAACACCUAACAUGUAUAAUUCCUGUCUUUGGAAGACAUCUGGUCAUUGGGCUCACUAUAAAGAGGACAUGUUCCGCUUCAAUCUUGGGAAAAAGGAGUGGGCGCUUAAACCAAUGAAUUGCCCUGGUCACUACCUGCUAUAUACGCAGCAGCCCAGGAGUCACCGUGAUCUGCCCAUCCGGUAUGCUGAUUUUGGCGUUUUGCACCGCAAUGAAGCAUCAGGCGCUCUUCACGGUUUAACACGUGUGCGGAAGUUCCAGCAAGAUGAUGCGCAUAUUAUCUGCCGGUCAGACCAGAUUGUCUCUGAGAUUGAGGGCAUCUUCGAUCUUCUCAAAUCAGUGUACGCCCUUUUCGGCUUCACGUUCAAAUUGACUCUCUCAACCCGGCCCGCGAAAUUUCUCGGGGACAUUGAAACCUGGAAUGAAGCUGAAGAUCAACUCCGCGAAGCUUUAACCCGGUUCAAUGGCAAUGAAUGGACCGUGAACCCCGGUGAUGGGGCAUUCUAUGGCCCCAAGAUCGAUAUCACAAUUGCCGACGCUCUCAAAAGAGAACUGCAGUGUGGCACUGUCCAAUUGGACUACCAGGCUCCAAUAAACUUCAACAUGAAAUACACCACCGAAGAAACGGGCGAGAAGAGAACUGCCCGGCCAGUCGUCAUUCAUCGCGCGAUUAUUGGAAGUUUCGAGCGGUUCUUGGGUAUUCUUAUUGAGCAUUUUGCUGGCAAGUGGCCAUUCUGGAUAAGUCCGCGACAGGUGCUUAUUGUACCUGUUUCAAGUGCGCAGAAUGCGUAUGCAGAGGAAUUGAAGCGGGUUUUGACGGUUGAUAAGCUACAUGUCGAUGUUGAUCUGAGGGAUUCGACGUUGAAUAAGAAGAUCCGCACUGGCCAGCAGGAGAAAUACAACUUCAUUUUUGUUGUCGGCUUUGAGGAACAGAGGACUCGGACUGUUAAUGUUCGUAACCGUGAUAAUCCCGAAUCUCAGGCACGGGGUGCGCCGAUUGCCUUUGACGAGGUACGCACCCAGUUGAAAGCUUUGAGGAAGGAGCGAAGGCUUGAAAAUGUACUCUGA
Messenger RNA from Penicillium longicatenatum, 3171 nucleotides. RefSeq lists its product as uncharacterized. Gene Ontology annotation, cellular component: cytoplasm. Gene Ontology annotation, molecular function: threonine-tRNA ligase activity; ATP binding. Bases 1 to 3171 code for a protein of 1056 amino acids. The record is from RefSeq and is a predicted model, not a curated record. NCBI's taxonomy places the organism in Eukaryota, Fungi, Ascomycota, Eurotiomycetes, Eurotiales, Aspergillaceae. Gene Ontology annotation, biological process: threonyl-tRNA aminoacylation. The transcript has 8 exons.